Messenger RNA from Protobothrops mucrosquamatus (brown spotted pit viper), 9747 nucleotides. RefSeq names its product dynein axonemal heavy chain 2 (gene DNAH2). The coding region runs from base 1 to 9747 and encodes 3248 amino acids. The transcript is spliced from 64 exons. Gene Ontology annotation, biological process: microtubule-based movement. Lineage: Eukaryota; Metazoa; Chordata; Lepidosauria; Squamata; Viperidae. The record is from RefSeq and is a predicted model, not a curated record. Gene Ontology annotation, cellular component: dynein complex. Gene Ontology annotation, molecular function: dynein intermediate chain binding; dynein light intermediate chain binding; ATP hydrolysis activity.
AUGGAGGUGGCCAACAACGUUCAGAGGGAGGAGACGGUGCUGAGCAUCCAGUUUGUGCUGCUGGACUGCUCCCACCUGAAGGCCGCCGUGGUCCAGCACUGCAACGAGUGGCAGAACAAGCUGACCAACCUGCUCAAGGAGAUGGCCACCAGCCGUUUGAGGGAGCUGACCGCUUACCUGCAAGACAACGCGGCCGACAUCAGCCGUCCUCCCCAGACGUUGGAGGAGCUCAGCCGAAGCCUCCAGCUGCACGAGACGCUGCAGAACGACCUGCUGAAGAUCGAGGGGCAGAUCCCCCCGAUCCACGAGCAGUUUGCCAUCCUGGAGAAGUACGAGGUGGCCGUGGACGAGGAGGUGCUGCAGUUGCUGGGUGAUUUGAAUUCGGAGUGGCUGGCUUUCCAGCAGUGCCUCCUGGAUAGCGAAACCAUGUUGAAGAAACACAAGGAGAAGUUCAAGACGGGCCUGAUCCACUGCGCGGAUGACUUCAAGAAGAAGGCCCAAAAUCUCCUCCAAGACUUUGACAUGAAUGGUGAGCAGCCACAGAUAGCUCUGGGCUUGGUCCUCCUCUCCCUUCUGACCCAUCGUCCUCUGCUGUGGACAAAGAGGAUGGGCUUUCUCUCCAACCAUCUUUUGGUUCUUCAGGCUCUGGAGAGCAUCGCCAAGACCUGGGCUGUCACCGCACUGGACAUUGUGCCUUACAAAGAGAAAGGGCACCACCGAAUCAGAGGAACUGAGGAUGUAUUCCAAGCGCUGGACGACAACCAGGUGGCCUUGUCCACCAUGAAGGCUUCCCGCUUUGUGAAGCCCUUCGAGAAGGAGGUGGACCGGUGGGAACGCUGCCUCUCGCUCAUCCUGGAGGUGAUCGAGAUGUUACUGACCGUGCAGCGUCAGUGGAUGUACCUGGAGAACAUCUUCUUGGGAGAAGACAUCCGCAAGCAGCUGCCUGGUGAAUCGUCCUCCUUUGACAACAUCAACAGCAGCUGGAAGACCAUCAUGGACCGCUUUGUCAAGGACAACAACGCUCUGCGGGCUACUCAUUACCCAGGCCUGCUGGACAAACUGGUAGAAAUGAACACGGCCUUGGAAGAUAUCCAGAAGUCCCUUGACAUGUACUUGGAGACCAAACGCCACAUCUUUCCACGCUUCUACUUCCUCUCCAACGAUGACCUCUUGGAGAUCUUGGGCCAGUCCCGCAACCCAGAGGCUGUCCAGCCCCACCUCAAGAAGUGCUUUGACAACAUUAAGUGCCUCAAAAUUCAGAAGAUUGGGGCCAGCAACCGUUCUGAAGCCCUCGGCAUGUUCUCUCUGGACGGGGAAUACGUGGACUUCACCCAUUCUGUACUGCUGGAAGGACCGGUGGAGGAGUGGCUGUGCGACGUGGAGAGGGCCAUGCGCUGGACAUUGAGAGAGGUGCUAAGGAACUGCCGACUGGCCUUGAAGAAGAUGUUGACCAAGAGAGACAAAUGGGUGAAGGAAUGGCCUGGACAGAUGGUGAUCACCGCCAGCCAGAUCCAGUGGACGGCCGACGUCAGCAAGUGCUUGGCCACCUGUAAGGAACGCGGGGACAAGAAGUACCUCAAAGCGAUGAAGAAAAAGCAGAUCUCCAUGCUCAACAAGUACUCGGAGGCCAUCCGGGGCAGCCUGACCAAGAUCAUGCGGCUGAAGAUCGUGGCGCUGGUGACGGUGGAGGUCCACGCCCGCGACGUCAUCGAGAAGCUGUACAGGAGCGGCCUGCUGGACGUGACUUCCUUCGAGUGGCUGAGCCAGCUGCGCCUCUACUGGGAGAAGGAUUUGGACGACUGUGUGAUCCGGCAGACCAACACCCAGUUCGCUUACGGCUACGAGUAUCUGGGGAACUCUGGAAGGCUGGUGAUCACCCCACUGACUGACAGGUGCUACAUGACACUGACCACGGCCCUCCACCUCCACCGAGGAGGGUCUCCGAAGGGCCCAGCGGGCACCGGCAAGACGGAGACGGUCAAGGACCUGGGCAAGGCACUGGGCAUGUACGUGAUCGUGGUCAACUGCUCGGAGGGCCUGGACUACAAGUCUAUGGGGCGCAUGUACUCCGGACUCGCCCAGACGGGCGCCUGGGGCUGCUUCGACGAGUUCAACCGCAUCAACAUCGAGGUCCUGUCGGUGGUGGCCCAGCAGAUCCUCUCCAUCCUGUCCGCCUUGGCGGCCAACAUGACGCGCUUCACCUUUGAAGGCCACGAGAUCAACCUGGUUUGGUCCUGUGGCAUCUUCAUCACCAUGAACCCAGGCUACGCCGGGCGGACGGAGCUGCCGGACAACCUGAAGUCCAUGUUCCGCCCCAUCUCCAUGGUGGUGCCGGACUCCACCCUCAUUGCCGAGAUCAUCCUCUUCGGCGAAGGAUUCAACAACUGCAAGAUCUUGGCCAAGAAGGUCUACACGCUCUACUCGCUGGCCGUCCAGCAGCUCUCCAAGCAGGACCACUACGACUUCGGCCUGCGGGCCCUCACCUCUCUCCUCCGCUACGCCGGGAAGAAGCGCCGGGUGCGGCCGGACCUGUCGGAUGAAGAGAUCCUGCUGAUGGCGAUGAAGGACAUGAACAUUGCCAAGCUGACCUCCGGGGACGUCCCGCUCUUCAACGCCAUCAUCCAGGACCUCUUCCCGGGCAUCGAGUGCCCCGUCAUCGACUACGGCAAGCUGAAGGAGGUGCUGGAGGGGGAGCUGAGGGAGAUGGGGCUGCAGACCAUCCCCUUCACCAUCAUGAAGGUCAUCCAGCUCUUCGAGACCAAGAACUCCCGCCACUCCUCCAUNGACGCCGCCUUCAACCUGGUCCGGGAUUAUCCCCUGAACCCCAAGGCGGUGUCCCUAGGCGAGCUGUACGGAGAGUACAACCUCAGCACCAACGAGUGGACGGAUGGCAUCCUCUCCAGCGUCAUGCGGACGGCCUGCGCAGACGAGAAACCGGAUGAGAAGUGGAUCCUUUUCGACGGACCGGUGGACACGCUGUGGAUCGAGAGCAUGAACUCGGUCAUGGACGACAACAAAGUCCUGACCCUCAUCAAUGGGGAGAGGAUCGCCAUGCCCGAGCAGGUUUCGUUGUUGUUCGAAGUGGAGAACCUGGCGGUCGCCUCACCUGCCACCGUCUCCCGGUGUGGGAUGGUUUACACGGACUACAGCGACCUGGGUUGGAAACCGUACGUCCUAUCCUGGAUCGAGAAGCGUCCAAAGGUGGAAACGGAAACCCUGCAGCGGAUGUUCGACAAAUUCACCAACAAGAUCCUGAACUUCAAGAAGGAAAAUUGCCAGGAGUUGGUGCCCAUCGCGGAGUACAGCGGCAUUGUGGCCCUCUGCAAACUCUUCACGUCCUUGGCCGAGGAAGGGCUCAACCUCACCGACGCCGAGAAUUAUUCCACCCUGGUGGAGAUGUACUAUGUCUUCAGCAUGAUCUGGUCCCUGUGCGCGGCCGUGGACGAGGAAGGCCGGAAGAAGAUUGACAACUUCCUGCGGGAAAUGGAGGGGUCCUUCCCUAACAAGGACACGGUCUACGAGUACUACGUGGACCCCAAGAGGAAGCAGUGGGUGGCCUUUGAGGACAACCUUCCCAAGAUGUGGAGAUACCCCGCCAACAUCCCCUUCUACAAGAUCAUCGUUCCCACCGUGGACACCAUGCGGUACAACUACUUGGUGAACGCCCUCAUUUCCAACCAACAGCCGGUGUUGCUGGUGGGCAUGGUGGGCACCGGGAAGACCUCCAUCGCCCAGGGGGUGCUUCAAUCCCUGGACACCAUGAAGUGGGCCGUCCUGGUAAUCAACAUGUCCGCCCAGACCACCUCCAACAACGUCCAGAGCAUCAUCGAAAGCCGGGUGGAGAAACGCACCAAGGGUGUCUACGUGCCCAUGGGGGGGAAAAGCAUGAUCACCUUCAUGGAUGACCUGAACAUGCCCGCCAAGGACACCUUCGGGUCGCAGCCCCCUCUGGAGCUUCUCCGGCUUUGGCUGGACUACGGAUUCUGGUACGACCGCGCCAAGCAGACCAUCAAACACAUCAAGGACAUGUUCCUGAUGGCAGCCAUGGGACCGGCCGGCGGAGGGCGUACGGUGAUCUCCAGUCGUUUACAAAGCCGUUUCAAUCUCAUCAACAUGACCUUCCCCACUGACUCCCAAAUCCGCCGCAUCUUCGGCACCAUGAUCAACCAGAAGUUGCAGAAUUUCGAGGAGGCCGUCAAGCCCAUCGGCAAUGUCAUCACUGAGGCCACGGUGGAGCUCUACAACAGCGUGGUCCAGCGGUUCCUGCCCACCCCAGCCAAGAUCCACUACCUCUUCAACCUCCGGGACAUUUCCAAGGUCUUCCAAGGCAUGCUGAGGGCCCACAAGGACUUCCACGACACCAAAGCCAGCUUGACCCGUCUCUGGAUUCACGAAUGCUUCAGGGUCUUCUCGGACCGCCUGGUGGACAGCCCCGACAUGGAGACCUUCGUGGGUCUGCUGGGCGAGAAGCUGGGCACCUUCUUCGACCUGACCUUCCACCACAUCUGCCCCAACAAGCGGUCGCCCAUCUUCGGCGACUUCAUGCGCAACGUCUACGAGGACAUGGUGGACAUGGGCGUCCUGAAGGCCGAGAUGGAGCGGGCCCUGGGCGAGUACAACCGGACGCCAGGGGUGGUGCCCAUGAGGCUGGUCCUCUUCCGGGACGCCAUCGAACACAUAACCCGCAUCGUCCGGGUGAUCAGCCAGCCCCGGGGCAACAUGCUGCUGGUGGGCAUCGGAGGGAGCGGGCGCCAGAGUCUGGCCCGCUUGGCUUCCUCCAUCUGCGAAUACUACACCUUCCAGAUCGAGGUCUCCCGGCAGUACCGGAAGCAGGAAUUCCGAGAAGACAUCAAGAAGCUGUACCGGCAGACCGGGGUGGAUCUCAAGCCCACCACCUUCCUCUUUGUGGACACUCAGAUAGCCGACGAAUGCUUCCUGGAGGAUAUUAACAACGUCCUCAGCUCCGGAGAAGUUCCCAACCUCUACAAAUCGGAUGAGUUUGAGGAGAUCCAAAGCCACAUCAUCGACGCAGCCCGGGCGGAGGGCAUCCAGGAGAGUCAGGACAGCCUCUUUGCCUACCUGAUCGAAAGGGUCCGCAACAACCUGCACGUGGUCCUGUGCCUGAGCCCCGUGGGGGACCCAUUCAGGAACCGGAUCCGCCAGUAUCCUGCUUUGGUGAACUGCACCACCAUCGACUGGUUUUCGGAGUGGCCCAAGGAAGCCUUGCUGGAGGUGGCGGAGAAGUACCUGGAGGGCGUGGAUUUGGGCCUGGUGGAACGGGGGAGCCUCGACACGAUGCAAAAGCGAGUGGCUAAAAUCUUCGUCACCAUGCACUGGUCUGUGGCCAGAUACUCUCACAAGAUGCUGCUGGAACUCCGGCGCCAUAACUACGUCACCCCCACCAACUACCUGGAGCUGGUCUCCGGCUACAAGAAGCUCCUGGCCGAGAAGCGGAAGGAGCUUUCCGAGCAAGCCAACAAGCUCCGCAACGGCCUCUUCAAAAUCGAUGAGACCCGGGAAAAAGUCGAGGUGAUGACCCUGGAGCUCGAAGAGGCCCGGAGGAAGGUGGCCGAAUUCCAGAAACAGUGCGAGGAGUACCUGGUGAUCAUCGUCCAGCAGAAACGGGAAGCGGACGAGCAGCAGAAGACGGUGUCGGCAAACAGCGAGAAGAUCGCCACCGAGGAGAUUAAGUGCAAAGCCUUGGCUGACAACGCCCAGAAGGACUUGGAGGAAGCUCUGCCCGCCUUGGAGGAAGCCAUGAAGGCCUUGGAGUCCCUCAACAAGAAGGACUUGACGGAGAUCAAGUCUUACGGCCGGCCACCUACGCUGGUGGAGACCGUGAUGCAGGCGGUCAUGAUCCUGAGGGGCAACGAGCCCACCUGGGCUGAAGCCAAGAAGCAGCUAGGCGAGCCCAACUUCAUCAAGCAACUGGUGCACUUCGACAAGGAUAACAUCUCCGACAAAGUUCUCAAGAAGAUCAGCGCCUACUGCUCCCAGCCAGACUUCCAGCCGGAUAUCAUCGGGAGGGUCUCGGUGGCCGCCAAGUCGCUGUGCAUGUGGGUGCGAGCCAUGGAGAUGUACGGACGCAUCUACCGCGUGGUGGAGCCCAAGCGGGCCCGUAUGAACGCCGCCUUGGCCCAACUGGCGGAGAAGCAGGCGGCCCAGGCCGAAGCCCAGGAGCGCCUUCGGGAGGUGGCGGAGAAGCUGGAGAUGCUGAAGAAGGAGUACGAGGAGAAGCUGGCUCAGAAGGAGGAGCUGCGCAAGAAGUCGGAGGAGAUGGAGGUCAAGCUGGACCGGGCGGACAAGCUGGUCUCCGGCCUGGCCGGGGAGAAGAUCCGCUGGGAGGAGACCGUCAAGGGCCUGGAGGAAGACCUGGGCUACCUGGUGGGCGACUGUCUGCUGGCCUCGGCCUUCGUGUCCUACAUGGGGCCCUUCCUCUCCAACUACCGGGAUGAGAUGGUCUCCCACAUCUGGAUGAAGCAGAUCCGGCAGCUGCACGUGCCCUGCUCGCCGUCCUUCACCUGCGACAGCUUCCUCUCCAACCCGACCCUGGUGCGCACCUGGAACAUCCAGGGACUGCCCUCCGACGACUUCUCCACCGAGAACGGGAUCAUCGUCACCCGGGGGAACCGGUGGCCCCUGAUGAUCGACCCUCAGUGCCAGGCCACUAAGUGGAUCAAGAACAUGGAGGCCAAGAAAGGCUUGAAGAUCAUCGACCUGCAGAUGCCCGACUACCUGCGCAUCCUGGAAGCGGCCAUCCAACUGGGCUCCCCGGUGCUGCUGCAGAACGUGCAGGAGGAGCUGGACCCCACCCUGGCCCCCAUCCUCAACAAGUCGGUCACCAAAGUGGGUGGGCGCCUGCUGAUCCGGCUGGGGGACAAGGAGGUGGAGUAUCACCCCGAGUUCCGAUUCUACCUCACCACCAAGCUCUCCAACCCUCACUACACGCCCGAGACCUCCUCCCAGACCACCAUCGUCAACUUCGCCGUCAAAGAGCAGGGCCUGGAGGCCCAGCUGCUGGGCAUCGUGGUCCGGAAGGAGCGGCCCGAACUGGAGGAGCAGAAGGACUCGCUGGUCCUCAACAUCGCGGCCGGGAAGAGGAAGCUGAAGGAGCUGGAAGACGAGAUCCUCAGGUUGCUGAACGAAGCCACCGGCUCCCUGCUGGACGACGUGCAGCUGGUGAACACCUUGCAGACCUCCAAGGUGACUGCCACGGAAGUGACAGAGCAGCUGGAGACCAGCGAGAUGACCGAGAUCAAGAUUGACACCGCUCGGGAGGCUUACCGGCCUUGUGCCCAGAGGGCCUCCAUCCUGUUCUUCGUGCUGAACGACAUGGGGCGCAUCGACCCCAUGUACCAGUUCUCGCUGGACGCCUACAUCGACCUGUUCAACCUCAGCAUCAACAAGAGCCAUCGCAGCCACAAGCUGGACGAGCGAAUCCGACACCUGAACGAGUACCACACCUACGCCGUGUACAGGUACACCUGCCGGGGUCUCUUUGAGCGACACAAGCUGCUCUUCAGCUUCCAGAUGUGCGCCAAGAUCUUGGAGACAUCCGGCAGCCUCAAGAUGGAUGAGUACAACUUCUUCCUGCGGGGUGGAGUGGUGCUGGACCGGGAAGGCCAGAUGGACAACCCUUGCACCAGCUGGCUCUCCGACAUCUACUGGGACAACGUCACGGAGCUGGACAAGCUGACCAAUUUCCACGGCAUCAUGAACUCCUUCGAGCAGUACCCCCGGGACUGGAACCUGUGGUACACCAGCUCCAAGCCGGAGAAGGCCCUGCUGCCAGGCGAGUGGGAAAACUCCUGCAACCAAAUGCAGCGCAUGCUGGUGGUCCGGUCUCUGCGGCCGGACCGGGUGGCCUUCUGCGUCACGGCCUUCAUCGUCUCCAACCUGGGCUCCCAGUUUAUCGAGCCCCCCGUGCUGAACAUGAAGUCGGUGGUGGACGACUCCACCACGAAGACCCCCCUGAUCUUCGUGCUGUCUCCAGGCGUGGACCCCACCUCUUCCCUGCUGCAGCUGGCCGAGAACUCGGGCAUGGCGCAGCGUUUCCACGCCCUGUCCUUGGGCCAGGGCCAGGCCCCCAUCGCCACCCGCAUGAUUAAGGACGGGGUCCACCAGGGUAACUGGGUUUUCCUGGCGAACUGUCAUCUGUCCCUGUCCUGGAUGCCCCAGCUGGACAAACUGGUGGAGCAGCUGCAGGUCGAAGAGCCCCAUCCUUCCUUUCGGCUGUGGCUGAGUUCCAGCCCCCACCCCGAAUUCCCCAUCUCUAUCCUGCAGGCAGGCAUCAAGAUGACGACGGAGCCCCCCACGGGCUUGAAGGCCAACAUGAAGCGGUUGUACCAGCUGAUCACGGACAUCCAGUUCAACCGUUGCACGAAGCCCAGCAGGUACAAGAAGCUGCUCUUCGCCCUCUGCUUCUUCCACAGCGUCCUCCUGGAACGCAAGAAGUUCCUGCAGCUGGGCUGGAACAUCGUCUACGGCUUCAAUGACUCGGAUUUUGAGGUGUCCGAGAACCUCCUGAGCCUGUACCUGGACGAGUACGAGGACACCCCCUGGGACGCUCUCAAGUACCUGAUCGCGGGGGUCAACUACGGCGGCCACGUGACGGACGACUGGGACCGGCGUCUGCUGACCACGUACAUCAACGACUACUUCUGCGAUCAGACCGUGGCCGCCCCCUUCUACAAACUGACGGCAUUAGACACUUACUACAUCCCCAAGGAUGGCAACCUCUCCUCUUACAAGGAGUACAUCAGCCUGCUACCCGGCAUGGACCCCCCGGAGGCCUUCGGCCAGCACCCCAACGCCGACGUGGCCUCGCAGAUCACCGAGGCCCGGACCCUCUUCGAAACUCUACUCUCCCUCCAGCCCCAGACCACCCCCACAGGGGUGGCCGGUCAGAGCCGCGAGGACAAGGUGCUGGAGCUCUCAUCUGACGUGCGCAGCAAGAUCCCGGAGGAGAUCGACUACGAGGGCACCUGUAAGGUGCUCUCCACCGAUCCCUCCCCUCUCAACGUGGUCUUGUUGCAAGAGAUCCAGCGUUACAACUCCUUGCUGCAGAUCAUCAGCUCAUCGCUGGUGGAGCUGGAGAAAGGCAUCCAAGGGUUGGUGGUCAUGUCGACGGACCUGGAGGAGAUCUUCAACUGCAUCUUCGACGCCCGCGUGCCCCCCAUGUGGGAAAGGGCCUACUCCUCCCAGAAGCUCCUGGCGGCCUGGACCCGGGACCUGGGCCUGCGGGUGGAGCAGUUUGCCCGCUGGGCGAAGACGGCUCACCCGCCCGUCCUCUUCUGGCUCUCCGGCUUCACCUUCCCCACCGGAUUCCUGACCGCUGUCCUGCAGGCAGCCGCGCGGCAGAACAACAUCUCAGUGGACACCCUGAGUUGGGAGUUCAUCGUGUCCACCGUGGACGACAACAACCUGGUGUACCCCCCCAAGGAGGGGGUCUGGAUCCGGGGCCUCUUCCUGGAGGGGGCCGGCUGGGACAAGAAGAACUCCUGCCUGGUGGAGGCCGAGCCCAUGCAGUUGGUCUGCCCCAUCCCUACUAUCCACUUCAAGCCUGUGGAGAAUAAGAAGAAGAGCAGCAAAGGCAUCUACUCCUGCCCUUGCUACUACUACCCCAACCGGGCGGGCUCCUCCGGGCGCCCCUCCUUCGUCAUCGGCGUGGACCUGCGCUCCGGAGCCAUGCCGCCCGACCACUGGAUCAAGCGGGGCACCGCUCUGCUGAUGAGCCUGGAUGCGUGA